AUUCGAUACGUUGACGCUCUAUAACAUGUCGACGUCCGGUGACGUUGAAUCGAUCUCCAGUUCCUUGCCGAAUUCGGCACCGGGAUCGGCUCCUGGGUCACCAAGAAACAAGGUCAAGUUUCUCUGCAGCCAUGGCGGCAGGAUCCUUCCUCGCCCUUCCGACGGCCACCUCAAGUACGUCGGAGGCGAGACUCGCGUCAUCUCCGUUCCUCGCAAUAUUAUCUUCACCGAACUUAUGAGGAAGCUUAGCAGUUUACUCGAAGGUGAUGUGAUCCUAAAGUACCAGUUGAUUCCCGAGGACCUUGACGCCUUAGUCACCGUAAAAUCCGAUGAAGAUCUCCGCCACAUGUUCGAAGAAUACGAUCGCCAGGAUCUCGUCGGAACGCCAAGGCUCCGGACCUUUCUUUUUCCGGCAAGCCCGAUUAUCAUCGAAAACCAGAUCGGAGCAAUGGAUCGUCAUUCUCUUGAGCAACGAUACAUCAACUCCAUCAACGGCAUCAUCGUUAGUUCAACCCCAAUAUACAGCAACUUCCGACCACCUGCAAUUAACACCAGUCAAACGACCUUCACCAUUUCUUCCGCUUGCUCUUCCCCUAGAACACCACCGGAGUCCGCCAUCCCCACCAUGGCUCCUGACGCUAUAAACCCUGAUCAAGUCACUGGUUUCCGUAAACUUGGUGGCUCAAUGACAAGAGCACAUAGCUCCCCUAGCUUGUGUAAUCUCGCCGGCAAUCUUCCGACCAGCCAUAAGACCCAAAGCCCAAGAUCAAAUAUGAACCUGAGCCUCACCAACCAGCAAUACCCUAAUUAUCACCACCAACUCCAAAGUUACCGCCAACCACCACCGCCUCCUCCACCGCAACCACAACCACCACCAUCACCGUACCACCCCCACUCCCACCCACACCAUGGCCACCUUCCUCACCCAUCUCCCAAACCACCACUAAAUCCUGGCCCUGAGCAAUAUCUCCGGCAAAGAGCUUCCGGUGUACCGGAUUAUUACAGGUACUCAAAUGAACACAGUCCACAUUCAUCAAAUCCGUACGCUCGAUCAAGCAGAGGUUCGGGGCAUAUGGCUUAUCAAAGAGGUUCGCAUUACGAUGAUUAUAACAACUUAGGGAAUAGCAACAACAGGUAUGAUCGGGAAAGUCCUCCGGGAAGUCCGUUAGCAAGAAGCCCUCAGUACCAAAACAGCUAUAAUAUUAAUCCAAAAUGGGAUUCCGUUGGUGGACGUUCAUGAAUCGAGAAUAAUUAAUUAACAGGUUGGUUUUGUAACGAUAUGAUCGAUGUCAAAUUAAACACCUUCUUCUUCCCCCAUGCAUUGUUCUUCGUUUAUGAAUGGUAUAUAUAUAUUAUGUAGAUAUGAUUUCUCGAGAUAAAUGACCAGCGCAUGAAAUCAUCU
This is a messenger RNA of Lactuca virosa, 1402 nucleotides long. The record is from the annotation of a GenBank genome assembly. Lineage: Eukaryota; Viridiplantae; Streptophyta; Magnoliopsida; Asterales; Asteraceae.